UCAUUUUCUCCCUUUCGUAGUCUGGUCUGGUUUCCAUCGAAUCAAAUAUUUUCGGAAGGGAAUUCUCCCAUUUCAUCAUUCAAAAUAAAAUUCAGAUGAACAAGCAGCAGCAGCAAUGAACAAAUCACAAGGUUUCUCGUGGUCGCGUCUCAUCGUGAAACAAGGCAUCAAGAAUCCCAGCAAAGCCCCACUCCCCUUGUCCCAGAAAAUCUCCACUCGGCCACACUUUCCCGCUACCCCUCAGCCACCCAAAUGGUCGUUUUCCAGCAAAAUCCCUUAUUCAACAGUGUCAUCCAGAGCGGCCCAAGACCUUCUGGCGGAGGUGGAGAGAGAAAAGCAGAGAGAACGAGAGCAGAGGAAGAGGGCGGGCCUGGACACCAAAGACAUUGACCGAGAAGAUGAGGAGGACUACAUGGGCGUUAUGCCAUUGAUUGAGAAGCUCGAGAAGGAGAAGCUCAAGGACACCGGAGACUUGAACUUGUACGAGGAGCCCACCGAUUCCGAUAGCGACGAAGACGAUGAAAGGUUCACUCCCGAUGCCGUCAAGAAGAGAUUUGAUGAGUUUCAGAGGAAGUUCACGCGCCACGAGGAGUUGCUCAACAACUUCACCGAGGCUGAGACACUUGACGAUGCUUAUAAAUGGAUGAAUAAAAUUGACAAGUUUGAGCAAAAACAUUUCCGCCUUCGCCCCGAAUAUAGGGUCAUUGGUGAGUUGAUGAACCGUCUCAAAGUAGCUGAGGGAAAGGACAAAUUCAUCCUCCAGCAGAAACUAAACAGGGCUAUGAGAUUGGUGCAGUGGAAGGAAGCCUACGAUCCAAACAAUCCUGCCAAUUAUGGAGUCAUCCAACAUGAACAAGUGGAGCCCUCAGUUGAUUUAUUGGAACAUGCUGGGUUUGAAAAAGAAAAGCAAAUUAUACAAGGAGUUGAUGACGACGACGAGGAAGAAUUCAAUGACAUGAAGGAGAAAGAUGACAUACUGUUAGAGAAGCUUAAUGCCAUUGACAAAAAACUCGAAGAGAAGCUAGCAGAGUUAGAUCAUACAUUUGGGAAGAAGGGUAAGGUUCUAGAGGAAGAGAUCAGAGACCUAGCAGAGGAAAGAAAUGAUUUGACAGAGAAGAAGAGGAGACCUCUCUACAGGAAAGGGUUUGAUGUUAAAUUAAUCAAUGUGAACCGAACUUGUAAAGUAACAAAGGGGGGGCAAGUGGUCAAGUACACUGCCAUAUUAGCUUGUGGCAAUUAUCAUGGUGUUGUUGGUUAUGCUAAAGCAAAAGGCCCAGCAGUCCCUAUCGCUCUUCAGAAGGCAUAUGAGAAGUGCUUUCAGAAUCUCCACUACAUUGAACGACACGAGGAGCAUACAAUUGCGCAUGCAAUACAAACAAGUUAUAAAAAAACAAAGGUGUAUCUCUGGCCUGCACCCACUAGGACGGGUAUGAAAGCAGGAAGAACCGUUGAAACCAUUCUAAACUUAGCUGGUUUCAAAAAUGUUAAGUCUAAGGUUGUAGGCUCAAGGAAUCCUUAUAACACAGUCAAGGCUCUCUUCAAAUCCCUUAAUGCGAUUGAAACUCGAAAGGAUGUUCAAGAUAAGUUUGGCCGCACUGUUGUUGAGAAGUACCUUCUGUGACAGAUGUGCUUAAUGUUGCCUGUUUGCAGAAUACUUGUAGUUUUGUUAUGCAUUCCCUUUUCAGACAAGUUGAUAAAAAUGAGAAUUUAUUUGUAUGUUCUGUUAUGUUCUGCCUCCUCCACUGUCAUAUUUAGGAACAAUGAUGAUGUACAAUAAGAGUGGACUGACUUGGAAGGAGAUUAGUAACUCA
This is a messenger RNA of Pyrus x bretschneideri (Chinese white pear), 1811 nucleotides long. RefSeq lists its product as uncharacterized. The coding region runs from base 116 to 1621 and encodes 501 amino acids. The transcript is spliced from 8 exons. Gene Ontology annotation, cellular component: ribosome; mitochondrial small ribosomal subunit. The record is from RefSeq and is a predicted model, not a curated record. Lineage: Eukaryota; Viridiplantae; Streptophyta; Magnoliopsida; Rosales; Rosaceae. Gene Ontology annotation, molecular function: structural constituent of ribosome; RNA binding. Gene Ontology annotation, biological process: translation.